Dendroctonus ponderosae (mountain pine beetle) is the source of this 1369-nucleotide messenger RNA. RefSeq names its product zinc finger and SCAN domain-containing protein 16. Gene Ontology annotation, molecular function: RNA polymerase II cis-regulatory region sequence-specific DNA binding; DNA-binding transcription factor activity, RNA polymerase II-specific. Gene Ontology annotation, biological process: regulation of DNA-templated transcription. Lineage: Eukaryota; Metazoa; Arthropoda; Insecta; Coleoptera; Curculionidae. The record is from RefSeq and is a predicted model, not a curated record.
CCCAACUGGAGGAGUCGCAGCUCUUCAGCGAGUUCUCGCUGGUUUCUUCGCCAAAGAGCAAACGCGCCGCCUACUCUAACGGCCUUUCUUCGGAUGGCUUUUCCUCCGAAGGCCGCUCAAACAGUCCGCUUCCCUUCAGGCCGCGCAGCGCUGAAGAAACUGCUGCUGCCCACGACCUGCUCUCGCUGUCUCAGAGCCUUCCGCCUCUUCCAGCGCCAAGUGUUGUUAUGAUCCACCACACCGUUCCCUCUGAAGAGGACUCCUCAUCGCCCAGUCACUGCUACAGUCCCCUGUACAUUGACCAGAAAAACCCAAACGACGGCAGGAAUGCUCCAGUAAAAUGCGAAGACUUCGAGGAAGCAGGCAGGCCCGCAACUUACGAGCCGCGUUCUGCAGGAAUUUUCCAAGAUAGGGAGCCAGUUAUUGUGCAAAACACGUCCUCGCUCAUCGCGAAUUCUUCCCAUCAGACCUCGCAGAAAUUCUCUUUGGUGCAAAGCCAGCAGGAAGGCAACGUGGUUUAUCUGGUGCAUGUUUCAGGGGCCAAAACUCAGGAGGAUGAGGGCCCGGAAAAUCCUUCGAGCUCAGAAAGUCAACGCCCAGAUUGUUCAUCCAGAAUCAUGGAAGAAACAGCCGACCUCAUAGUGCUGCCUCUUUCGCCUGAAGCUGACAUUCCGGGCGCCAGAGAGUUCGUCGCUGAACCGCAAGAAGCCACUGGAAACUUGGGGGUUUUCACCUUCGAAGCUCACAGCAAGCAUGCCCUGUGGAGGCCUUUGGAGGACAGCUGCAAGCAACCCAAAGAGGAGAUUUGCUCGCUGUUGCAAAGCAACGAAGAGCUGUCUCUGGCUGGUCAAAACUCCACCAUUUUCCUCAUGGACCUGCCGGAUCGCCGGCGGAAGAAGCGCGGCCGCAAAGAGGCCGACAAGAUCUUAACCCUGGACUCGAUGGGCGAGCUGCAGAGGAGAAAGGAAGCGAAUCCGAGCAGGGACAGCUCGCCACCCAAAACGAAGUUCUUCAAAGUGAUCGAGGACAGCGUCGAAGAAGACGAGGAGCCAAUCGAGUGCGACCAGAAAACCAAAUUCUGUUGCAGCGAGUGCGGCAAAUGCUACGCCACAUCUAGCAACCUCUCUAGGCACAAGCAGACGCACAGAAGUCUGGAUUCGCACUCGGCGAAAAAGUGCAACGCGUGCGGAAAAGCGUACGUGUCGAUGCCGGCUUUGGCAAUGCACCUGCUCACGCAUAAGCUGGCGCACAGCUGCGAAAUCUGCGGAAAACAGUUUUCCAGACCGUGGCUGUUGCAGGGCCAUCUUCGUUCGCAUACCGGCGAGAAACCGUAUGGCUGUGCGCAUUGUGGAAAAGCCUUUGCUGACAG